Molecule: messenger RNA, 1095 nt
Organism: Emiliania huxleyi CCMP1516
Lineage: Eukaryota; Haptophyta; Isochrysidales; Noelaerhabdaceae
Exons: 7
Coding region: 1-1095 (364 amino acids)
Biological process (GO): protein deubiquitination; regulation of protein stability
Cellular component (GO): cytosol; nucleus
Molecular function (GO): cysteine-type endopeptidase activity; cysteine-type deubiquitinase activity
Source: RefSeq, a predicted model, not a curated record
AUGGCGCUCUUGCUGACCGUUGCCUCCGCCGCUUCCGCGCCGUACGCGGGCUUGCGCAACCAGGGAAACACGUGCUACAUGAACUCGCUGCUACAGUCCCUCUGCCACAUUCCAGAGUUUGCUCCGGUCGCGCUAGAGAUGAAGCGCCUGCUCUACCGCCUCGGCCGUGCACCCGCGCUCGGCAUGGACGCCGUCGGCACGGAGCGGCUGACGACGUCGCUCGGCAUGGGCCCGCGCGACGUGCUCGAGCAGCAGGACGCGCAGGAGUUCUGGCACACCCUCCACGCCGCGCUCGUCGCCUCGGGCGAGCUCGCAACGGAGGGACAGCCGCGCGGGCGGGGCGCUGCAAGCGAGAUGCCACAGAAUCACGGUGGCACUGUCUCUUGCGUGCCGGCUCCGCCGCCGACGCCGUUCGCGCGGGUCUUUGAGGGGAGGACGCAGAGCUACGUGCGGUGCACCAAGGUGCCCUUCACAUCGGAGCGGGAGGGCCGUUUCUGCGACCUGCAGCUGCAGGUGGCGGGUUGCGCCUCGCUGCACGCCUCGCUCCGACAGUACGUGGCGGAGGAGACGCUGCAGGGCGAGUACAACACGCGCGACGAGCGCUUCGGCCGGCAGCCCGCGGGGACGGUGCUUCACCUCAAGCGCUUCGAGUACGACGCGGCGACGGGCGCGACGCACACGCUGGAAGGGCAGCUUCCCGCGGAGCCGGCGCGCGAGGCGUGCUUUGGGCCGGCAAUAGGCGCGAUGCAGAAGCUGCAGGGCUCCUUCUCCUUCCCCACCACGCUGCGGCUGCGCCGGUACAUGGCCAAGGGCGCACGCGGCGGCGGAGGGCCGCCUCCGGUCUACGAGCUGCGCGCCGUCCUCUCGCACGCCGGCGGGUUCGGCUCGGGCCACUACAUCAGUUUCGUCCGCCCGCUCGGCGGCGGCGGAGGCUGGUACCGCUUCGACGACACGCGCGUGGAGCGCGUGGCCGAGUCGGCCGCGGUGCGGGAGCAGUACGGCGGCGAUCACGCGCCGCGCGGAGGCGGCCUCUUUGGGCUCGGGGGUCCGUCGCCGUCGGCGUACAUGCUCACCUACAAUCGCUUCGGCCACUAG